AUGGCCGACGCAGAUGAAGCUGCCAUCCAUCUUCCAUCCUCGAAUGACUCGGGGAUGCAGAUUGAGACCGAUUUGUCCGACGAGACUCAGGAUUUUCGCUUUUUGAACUUUCUCUCAGAUAAUUCCCAAAGCAGCCUCCCCAAACGCGGCGAAAAAGACUUCGAACCGAAUCCGACUCUACACCAAGCUGAUAUCCUUUCUGCCUCACGACAGGCAAUGCACAAUGCCCUCUCUUACCCUCGACUGCAUAACCCGAAGAAUGUUAUCAUAGGUGUAUACGCACCAGACGGACCGACGCCGCCAGCAUCAGCCAAAACCACCGAACCCGCGGAGUCCAAGAAACCCGAUACAGACGCAACCGCAACCGCAGACGCAGAACCAGAAUUCAGCAAGAAACCCGCAGGAACGGGAAUGAUGGGCGUGUCUGCAGAUGCAUGCGUCUACGUGUCGAACCCCAAGGGUCAGUUCUUCCGAACAAUGGGUCAGGCGGAUCGUUGGAAUCGGGUGUGGUUGCUUCCCGAGGAGGCGCUGUAUCUGAUUGAAAGAGGAAGUUUGGAUAUUCGGUGGCCUGUUUGGAUGACUGGGCCCGCGGGUGAGGUUGGGAAUGAGGAAGUUGGGAUUCCCAUGAGCUUGCAGGCUGCGUAUUCGUGCUUUAUCGGGCGCGAUGGGUUGACGCUGGAGCGGUACUCGGUAUAUACUGGGUUGAAGCGAUUGGGGUAUACGAUGCUUCGAGCUGCGAGCUGGGAUGAGCAUGGAGAUGGAAUGGAGGGUGAUUCUACCGAAUCAGAGGGCAGUCAAGUACAGAAGCCGCAAGGUCCUGGCUUGGCUGGGAUCUUUGGCCGGUUUUUGGAAUGGCUCUCUGACUCCAGUUCGACGGGCUCUACGGCGACAGGUCCUCUUGCUGGUGUCGGUAUACACCGCAGCUAUAACGAUAUAUACCGCAGACUUGCUAUAGUCCCGUGGUAUGAUCCUGUUAACCCUCAAACACCACGCACACCUACCACCCCGCCAUUCCGAAUUGCUUUCAGCGUUUACAAACCGUCUACUCCUUUCCGCAAAACUGCACCCCCGACUCCGGAUUUCCGUAUUGCCGUUGUCGACGCGCGCAGGCAGACUACUAUCCCAACCGUGUCUCAGCUCGGUGCGCUGCUGGAGAGCACGCCAUUGGACCCUCCACAGGGCCCGAAGAUGGAGAAACAACUCUAUAUGCGACUACGACAUGGAUACCGAAAUGUCAUCUUGGCCGUUUUCGAUCAGGGCGUGGUGAGCUACCUUCGGGUCGCAGAUGCAGCAUUCGGAAAAGAAAAGAUAUACGGUGACAAGGGAGCCCCGCGAGGUCCUAAAAAUGGAGGAUAUAGACCGAAGCCUAAGCGCUGA
Aspergillus wentii DTO 134E9 is the source of this 1377-nucleotide messenger RNA. RefSeq lists its product as uncharacterized. The transcript has 3 exons. NCBI's taxonomy places the organism in Eukaryota, Fungi, Ascomycota, Eurotiomycetes, Eurotiales, Aspergillaceae. Gene Ontology annotation, biological process: tRNA-type intron splice site recognition and cleavage. Gene Ontology annotation, cellular component: tRNA-intron endonuclease complex. The coding region runs from base 1 to 1377 and encodes 458 amino acids. The record is from RefSeq and is a predicted model, not a curated record.